This is a messenger RNA of Pectinophora gossypiella (pink bollworm), 1605 nucleotides long. RefSeq lists its product as uncharacterized. The transcript has 4 exons. The record is from RefSeq and is a predicted model, not a curated record. Bases 1 to 1605 code for a protein of 534 amino acids. Lineage: Eukaryota; Metazoa; Arthropoda; Insecta; Lepidoptera; Gelechiidae.
AUGCAUAGACAAAUUGUUGGUGAAACCGACCCGUCAGAUUUAGCCGAUUCUAAAUAUGUUAGAGAAGGCAUUUAUGAAGCCACUGAAGAGUUCUAUUUUGAUUAUAAAUGCGAACUCAAGGAAAAGUUAUUGUCUAUCAAGCCUGUCCAAGGCAGUACCAAAAUUACAGUUAACAAAGUUGGAGACAGCAAAAUUUGCAGUGUAAGAAGGAAGCAUAACGUGUUGCUUCACCCUGAUCAGCCAGAAUCCAGUACAUCGGCGUUUGACUCUGGAGACAAUAACGUUAUUUCUAAUAUAGCGACGGCUUCAGAUGCCGAAGAAGAUGAAGAAGCACAAUUAGAGACAACCAGCAGUAACGUGCUGUCGUGCUUCGCGAAAGUACGCAGUCAAGUGUUACUUGCUACAGCAUUGGUUACGUCAAGAUCAAACACUGGUACGGAAGUUACGCUUAGAUUUUUAUUAGACCAAGGAUCUCAGGUUUCGUUUAUAACGGAGUCUGCAGCUCAAACACUGGGUUUGAAGAAGGUGCCCAAUAAGAUCCAUGUAUCAGGAGUUGGAGAUGGAGACAACAAACCUGUGACCUCGACUUCCGUGGUAUUUAUCAAGGUGCAGUCAGUCUAUGAUCCCAAUUAUGUCGUGAAAGUAAAGGUGCAUGUCCUGAAGAAGUUGACAACGUUCCUUCCAUCAAGAAAGGUAAUGUACACCAAGUGGCCAGAACUGGAGACGAUGAAGUUAGCUGAUCCUGGUUUUUCGGAACCAAAUAAAAUAGAUUUAUUGCUUGGAGCCGAAGUUUAUGGACAAAUUUUAAUGGAUGGUAUAAUGAAAGGCCCAGUGGGAUCUCCAGUUGCUCAGAAUACGAAACUUGGAUGGAUACUUUCCGGCCAAGUUACCGAAAGGGUGCAGGAGGAAGUUGAAGUCAGCAGUCGCAAUACAAUGAUUAUUUCCAUGCAUGCUCACGUGAAUGAGAGUGAUUUGUUGAGGAAAUUUUGGGAACUCGAAGCAGAACCUUCUACUAUGAAGAGUAAACGAUUUCUUACUGAAGAAGAAAAAACCUACUUGAAGAAAAGAUACACGGAUGUGAUGAAGGAGUAUGAAGACUUAGGCCACAUGGAGGUCGUACCACAAAAAGAACAAAAUACAGCGAAAGCUGUAUAUUUGCCUCAUCAUGCAGUGGUGCGCGAAGAUAAGGCGACUACUAAGGUGAAGGUAGCUGAAGAAGACACGGAUUUUCAGCGUCUGUUAUGGUUUGGGGACGAUGGAAAUGUUCAGCAUUACCGAAUGUUACGAGUCACAUUCGGGACCGCUUCUGCACCUUACCUGGCUGUCCGAGCACUUCAGCAAUUAGCAUAUGAUGAAGGCGACGUAUUCCCAGCUGCAUCUACAAGAGUCUUACAAGAUUUUUAUAUGGAUGACUUGAUGACAGGGUGUGAGUCAGUUGAAGAGGGUUUAAAAGUAUACAGAGAAAUGAACGAUUUAAUGAGCAAGGGAGGAUUUGAAUUACAGAAAUGGGCAAGCAAUUGUGAAGAAUUAUUAGAAAGAGUAGGUGAAUUUAAAGCAGAAAAGGGUAUAAAAUUGGCGAAGAAAAGCAUACAGAGAGUGUUUUGA